Molecule: messenger RNA, 717 nt
Organism: Vigna umbellata (rice bean)
Lineage: Eukaryota; Viridiplantae; Streptophyta; Magnoliopsida; Fabales; Fabaceae
Source: RefSeq, a predicted model, not a curated record
UGGGUAAAAGCUCUUAGGAUGCCUGAUGGAUAUUCUUCUAACUUGUCAAGGUGUAUUGAUGUGAAUAGGGGAAAGCUCAUUGAGAUGAAAAGUCAUGACUGCCAUGUGUUUAUGGAGUGCUUACUUCCUAUAGCGUUUAGUUCUUUACCGUCUCAUGUUCUCAAUCCCAUUACAAAGAUAAGUCAUUUCUUUAGAGUUUUGUGUUCUACUACAUUGAACAAGGAUGACCUAGCAAAGAUGGAAGAAAACAUUCCAAUCAUUUUGUGCAAGAUGGAGAGAAUAUUUCCUCCCUCAUUCUUUGAUUCUAUGGAACAUCUCCCUAUCCAUCUUCCAUAUGAGGCACGACUUGGUGGACCAAUCCACUAUAGGUGGAUGUACCCAUUUGAAAGGUUCAUGGGAUAUGCUAAACGUUCAGUAAAGAAUAAAGCUAGGGUUGAAGGAUCUAUUUGCGCAUCAUACUUGCAUAGAGAAACAACUCAUUUUUGUUCUCACUAUUUCAAAAACUUCAUGUUAACACCACAAAGCAGUAGAAAUGAAGUAGACAUUCAAAUAGAAAGCUUUACGACAACAUUAUCAGUGUUUGACCAACCUGGCCGUCAUUCUGGGAGGGAAUCAACACAUUGGGUAAAUGAUGAAGAAUUGAGAUCAGCUCAUGUUCAUGUAUUGAUCAAUUGCAAUGAAGUUGAACCUUACCUUGAGUAAGCCUCCAAAAUCAAU